This is a messenger RNA of Poecilia reticulata (guppy), 2370 nucleotides long. The record is from RefSeq and is a predicted model, not a curated record. Lineage: Eukaryota; Metazoa; Chordata; Actinopteri; Cyprinodontiformes; Poeciliidae.
GCUGAAAUAUCCCUUUAAGCAACUUCCUCAGAAAAUAGAGAUUGUCCAGAUCCCAAAGUGGGUUUAAAAUGUUUUCCAAUAGUGUGGAGUAAUCCCGUCCGGGUUUGAGUCAUUAAAGAAGGGAGAGAGGGAAAUUAGGCGGAAUCGCCCUUUAACAAUUCUCCGAGUCGGACGCCAACUUCAUCUUCGGAAAACACGAACACGGCCGAUGUCCGUCUCAGCUGUGGGCUCGUCAUUGUCCCGUUAACUCCGUGGAAACGCGUCCGUGGGAGCCUCGCGGAGGUCUGAUCACACCUGAGCUCAAAAAACCUCCCGCGCGCGCUCAUCGCGCAUCACCUUGCUGACGCGCGCGCGCGCACGCGGCGGGUCGUUUCUUUUAUUAUUUCUUUAUUUUUUUAUUUUUUUACCGCAGUGCAUCUGCAGCAUCCUGCGUGACAACAGGAGCCGCUGCGGCGUCAGAGACGCAGGAGCUGAGAGAGAGAGAGAGAGAGCGAGCCUUCCCUCCCUGCCGCGGCCGCCUAUGCGAUGCCAGCGCGGCGGAACCAGCGCGUCCAGGAGCCGCGGGUCAGCAGCGGAUAGGUCCGUCCGGGGAGCGCGCCGCCGCCGCGUUUCGGGGCUCCGCGGGACCGAACUGGAGGCCCGUGAUCCAGCCCGUCUCACCUCAGCCCGCAGCAUCGGACAGGUGGGGGACAGUCAGCGGCUGAGCUGCACAUUUAAAGGCGCAUUUCUCGUUGUGAGGCUCUGAUGACCCGCUAGACCUCCGGGCCCGAAGCGCGCGGCUCAGGAAGGACGCUGCGCGGCUGCAGCGGUCGCUUUCAGCCAGAAACCGACGGGAAGCUGCUGCAGACCGGAGCCAAAGAGCAGAAACGUUUCUCCGGUUGUCUCCGCCCUCACCGGACGGGCUCCGUCCUUCAACCCGAACCAGGUAGAUCCAGGUGGAGCCGGCAUCAUGGCGGCCGAGGCCCCCCUGCUGCUCAUCGCUCUGCUCUGCGGCCUGCUCGCAGCGGCGCCGCGGUGCGACGGCGCCUGCGCGGAGGUGGACUCCGACACCGAGGCCGUGGCGGGAAAAGGCUUCAAGCUCGGAUGCAUCUCCUGCAAGAGGCGCAGCGAGGUGGAGGGCUCCGCCACCGUGGAGUGGUACUUCCGGCCCGACGGGGAGUCCGACUUCCUGCAUAUCUACAGCUACAACGAGAACGGACCCACCAUCGAACACAACUUCUUCGAGGAUCGCAUCGACUGGAACGGCAGCAAGAGGAGCAACGACAUCCAGGACGCCUCCAUCUACGUGCUGAACGUCACCUUCAACGACUCGGGGACCUACCGCUGCUUCUUCUACCGCACCCUCACCUACGACAACUACGAGUACUUCAACACCGUCGACAAGGUGGUGCACCUGACCGUGGUGGCCAAAGCCACCAGAGGCACCGCGUCCAUCGUGUCAGAGGUCAUGAUGUACGUGUCCAUCAUCGGGCUGCAGCUCUGGCUGGUGGUGGAGAUGAUCUACUGCUACAGGAAGAUCGCUGCGGCCGGGGAGGAAGCGCUUCGAGAGGCGGCGAACGCUGAAUAUUUAGCGAUAGCUUCGGAGAGCAAAGACAACUGUGCAGGUGUGCAGGUCGGAGAAUAGCACAGGUUUCCUUCCCGGACUGAAAACUUCCCCGCAUGACGACAUCCUGGCCAGAACCCUCCUCUUCAUCGCCAGGACGAGCUGAACUGGACCCAGCCGACAGCACGGAACCAGACCUGUACAUAGUCCUGUUGAAGCAUGUCGUGUCAGCAGCCAUUAUGCGCUAACGCAUCCAGGUCCAUAUGUGGUUUUACGCACCUCAGGUUCUGUAUGGAUAAUCACUGAUUUAUGGGCUGAUGCUGGUGAAGGCAAAGAUUAACAGCAAUAAUUUGGGUCAUUUAGCCUCUUAUAGGUGGAUAAAAUGGGGCUUUAUUUUGAAAUUCAUCUCUCCAACGCUAAAUAUUUAGUCAGUAAAGUUUAUUUGAAAAGCAACAAGACAGUUUAAGCUUCAAGCUAAGCUAAAUAUUUAGCUAGCAAAGUAAACGUUAGCUCCAGACCAUUUAAUUUACAUCACACUAGUUAGCUUGAUAGCUAAUAUUUUCCUUCACAGUGAGUAUUUAGCUCCAUUAAGUAAUAAAUUGAGCUAAAUAUUUUACUUCCUCAUAUAAAACCUGACAUGUAUAAACGAAUAAUUGAACAAUUAACCUCAUUUUUUCCUUCCUGACUAAAUAACUCAAAUUAUUGCUGUUAUUAACUGUGUAACUUUGCAAACGGCGCCCCCUACACUCAACUCGUAGUUCUACACCUGAUGUGAUUAAACGUGAUGAGAACCUCCCUACGCCGGGUCCAGUUCUUCUUCUACUGCA